AUGUUCUACUGGCUCCUCUUCCUAUCCAUUUAUCUAGCUAUUCCCGUGCUAGCCAGUCUAAAGGAUCUAUCUCACUGCGAUCCCCUCAAGAAAGAUGCUCAUUGCCCUCCUGAUCCUGCCGUCGCCAGCAAAACCUCCUUUGACUUUACAAAAGCCACCUGGGAUGACCAAUUCACUUCCUUCUGGACUGUCGACGCCUCUACAUCGCAAGACAAACGCCAGCUUACUUUCAACACCACCGAUAGCAAAGGAGCUGCCUUUAACAUCUGGCAAGACAGCCAAGCACCUACCUUGACCAGCAAUAAAUACAUGCUCUUUGGCAAAGUCAGCGUCGAAGUCCAAGCCGCCAAAGGCCCCGGCAUCAUUACCGCCAUUGUCCUCAAGUCUGACUCAGGAGACGAGAUUGAUUGGGAACUCCUUGGGGCCUUCGAAAACCAAGCCCAAACAAAUUACUUCUAUGAUGGCCAGCCUCUCUUCAACACGUACAACACAACGUAUCACCUCGACGCCUCUUCCUUCGCCUCGACACAGAAGUACAGCAUCGAAUGGACCCCCACGAAUCUCAGCUUCUCAAUUAACAACAUCGUUCGCAAGUCGUGGCACGUUGGUGACAUCCCGGCCUACAAGUGGCCUCAAACCCCCAUGCAAGUCAAGCUCGGCAUCUGGACCGUUAGCAAUAGCAGCGAUCCAGGCACAGUCGCCUGGGCCGGUGGUCUGCCCAACUGGACCGGCCACGACGCCGACAAGAACCCGUACAGUGCCUACUUCAAGACGGUCGAGCUAGAAGACUAUACCGGCGGAUGCAACGAGACUGCCAAGGGCGCCAACAUCGAGUAUCUGUAUGACGAACGCACAACAGGUACCUCCCAACCCACACAGACUAGCGAUGGUGAUAAAUCUCACCCAUCCUCUUCUGCUACUACUGAGGAACAGCCAUCGCAAACGGGAGAGCAAAACCCAGACUCGUCUGAAGACAGUAGCAAUGAGAGUGACAAUGCGGCGCUGCCCAGUGGAAGACCAUCUUCGACACUCGGUGCGGUGCUCUUCCUCCUUUGGCUUCUCGCUGCGUGA
Molecule: messenger RNA, 1071 nt
Organism: Trichoderma breve
Lineage: Eukaryota; Fungi; Ascomycota; Sordariomycetes; Hypocreales; Hypocreaceae
Product: glycosyl hydrolases family 16 domain-containing protein
Exons: 4
Coding region: 1-1071 (356 amino acids)
Biological process (GO): fungal-type cell wall organization; carbohydrate metabolic process
Cellular component (GO): fungal-type cell wall
Molecular function (GO): glycosyltransferase activity; hydrolase activity, hydrolyzing O-glycosyl compounds
Source: RefSeq, a predicted model, not a curated record